AUGUUUAUUCGUCCAUUGACCUCUAUACCGAGUUUGGUAUUCACUGUGCUCAUCUUUUGGGCUGAAUCCAUCGUCAGGCUCAUUGUGACAUUCACGCCAAAGUUCAUCAUUGUCUCUGCAGAUUCGGCUGUUCGAUUUGUGUUUCCAUGGCUGUCUGAUUCAGUCAAGAGUCCUCGAGUGAGUCCGUUGGAGUUUGCAAGCACAUUUGAGGAAAUGAUCAAUUACUGGAAUUACGAUUAUGAGGAACAUUUCGUGAGAACGCACGACCACUAUCUCCUAUGCCUGCAUCGUAUCAAGCAACAAGCAGAUGAGCAGCAGCAGCAGCGUGUAACACAAAGGCGUAUGAAUAGCAAUGCAUCCGAUGAAAUCCUUAAAAAGGGUGCUACCAUCAUCAAUCAAAUGCACAGAUUCAAAAAGAACACAAACAGCACUUAUCAAGGAAGGCCAGUUGUACUGCUGUAUCACGGCCUUACCCUGACGUCUGAGGUGUGGAUUUCCAACAUUAAAGAAAACCGCAAUCUCGCAUUGUACCUCACAGAAAGAGGCUAUGAUGUUUGGAUGGGAAAUGCUCGUGGAAACAAAUACAGCCAGUCUCACCUGAGCAGAAACCCAAAGAAUGCCGAUUUCUGGGAUUUCUCAAUUAAUGAAUUUGCCAUGUUUGAUAUGCCAGAUACCAUCGACUAUAUCCUUAGAAAGACGGGUGCACCUGACCUGACCUACAUUGGCUUCUCACAGGGCACUGCUCAAGCAUUUGGUUGCCUCUCAAUCAAUCCUGACAUGAAUGACAAGGUAAAUCUCUUCAUUGCCAUGGCUCCCGCUGCAUCGCCAAAGGGAUUUUCUCAUCCCCUUUUGGAUGGCUUUGUGAAAGCAGCUCCUUCCAUCAUUUACUGUCUUCUUGGUCGCAAAAUCUUUUUGAAAUCAGUUAUAUUUUGGCAGCGAAUCAUCAGCCCUCCUAUCUUUGUCAAGCUGAUUGACGGCGCUGUUCAUUUCUUGUUUGGGUGGCAUUGCAACAAUAUGUCCCGAGACCAAAAGCUAGUCAGCUACCAGCAUCUGUUCAGUAUGACCAGUGUAAAAUCGAUAGUCCACUGGUUUCAAAUCAUCAGCUCUGGAAGAUUUCAAAUGUACGAUGAAACACCUAGCAUGCUACCUUGGAGCACUGUGAAUACAGUCAUUGAUCAUUUGCCCCCCAAAUUCCCCACCAGGCAGAUCACAACACCCAUUGCCAUCUUUUAUGGAUCUGGAGAUACGUUGGUGGAUUUUGACAUACUCAAGAGCAAUCUCCCUCCAUUGUCUUAUAUCAAGAGCAUUGAUGGCUGGGAACACAUGGACUUUUUAUGGGCUCAUGGGCUUGAAAAGAAGGUCUAUCCUGACAUCUUGAGGUUACUUGAGCACUUUAAUAGCCCCCCGCACGUUUUCCAUGACAUUGAGGAGAAGGUGCCAUUAAAGAUCAAAUACAUAAAUAUAGAGAGAGCUGCUACUGUUAUACCCAACAACAUGAAAGUAUCCACAAUAGCAGUGUCGGAAUAG
Molecule: messenger RNA, 1527 nt
Organism: Mucor velutinosus
Lineage: Eukaryota; Fungi; Mucoromycota; Mucoromycetes; Mucorales; Mucoraceae
Exons: 4
Coding region: 1-1527 (508 amino acids)
Biological process (GO): lipid metabolic process
Source: RefSeq, a predicted model, not a curated record